AUGCGUUCCGGUGCCAAUACAGUUGCAAAUUUACGAUCCAAACGAUACCAAAUGUUGAAAACUGAAGGGAGCACUCAAUUCCGUAUACAUCCUACAAUUCGAGCAAGACAGAAUCAGGUACAUUCUUUGCUAGCUAACUGGUUAAUUAGCAAUAAUUCAAUUAAAUUCAAAUAG
Molecule: messenger RNA, 174 nt
Organism: Loa loa (African eye worm)
Lineage: Eukaryota; Metazoa; Nematoda; Chromadorea; Rhabditida; Onchocercidae
Exons: 1
Coding region: 1-174 (57 amino acids)
Source: RefSeq, a predicted model, not a curated record